Molecule: messenger RNA, 1078 nt
Organism: Stegostoma tigrinum
Lineage: Eukaryota; Metazoa; Chordata; Chondrichthyes; Orectolobiformes; Stegostomatidae
Product: charged multivesicular body protein 5
Exons: 8
Coding region: 18-680 (220 amino acids)
Biological process (GO): vesicle budding from membrane; late endosome to vacuole transport via multivesicular body sorting pathway
Cellular component (GO): multivesicular body
Source: RefSeq, a predicted model, not a curated record
CCCUUGUCGCCGUCGCCAUGAAUCGAUUGUUCGGACGGGCCAAGCCGAAAGCCCCACCGCCUAACCUGACGGACUGUAUCGGGAAUGUCGAUGGCAGAGCCGAAUCUAUUGAUAAGAAAAUUUCUAGGCUUGAUGUGGAAUUGGCAAAAUACAAAGAUCAAAUGAAGAAAAUGAGAGAUGGUGCAUCAAAGAAUAUGGUAAAGCAAAAGGCAAUGCGCGUUUUGAAGCAAAAGAGAAUGUAUGAACAACAGAGAGACAAUCUCAUGCAGCAGUCCUUCAACAUGGAACAAGCCAAUUAUACCAUACAGACAUUGAAAGACACAAAAACAACGGUGGAUGCAAUGAAAACUGGUGUCAAGGAAAUGAAGAAAGCUUACAAACAAGUCAAGAUUGAUCAGAUUGAGAAUAUACAAGAUCAACUGGAAGACAUGAUGGAAGAAGCAAAUGAUGUGCAGGAGGCCUUGAGUCGCAGUUAUGGUACGCCAGAGAUCGAUGAGGAUGAUCUGGAAGCUGAACUGGAUGCAUUGGGUGAUGAGCUUCUAGCUGACGAAGAUUCAUCCUAUCUAGAUGAUGCUGCAUCUGCACCAUCUAUUCCUGAAGGUGUUCCCACUGAUGCAAAAACCAACAAGGAUGGCGUAUUGGUGGACGAAUUUGGCCUGCCUCAGAUUCCUGCUACUUAACACGAGCUGCUUGCAAGCAAAUUUGUAAUUAAACAUUUUUGUAUGUAUAUUGUUAUUUGCAAAGAAUAUAUUCCAAAAUCAAAACCUGGGCUUCUCAUGAUCUUGGUCACUACAUUAUGGAAUUGUGCUUGAGAGAAUUGCACAUGUAGACCUUAAUGAUUAUUGCAGGUGGGCUUUUAAGUCACCAUUGAAUACCUUUAAAUAAUGUGCAAGAAAUGCGUUGUAGAAUCUUGACUUACAAUAUGCCCCUUACAGAUUUACAAUGAUUAAUUGCAUUCAACUAACAUUUUAAUCUGCAAUGAUUCCAAACAUGGUAAUACAGAAAGUAGGUUUGUGGAAAACUUUGGGAUUCAGUUAAACUGCUGUAUAUUAAUAAACUUACUGCUCAGACAGGCCAA